CACGUGUGACCGCAGCCUAUAGGACGUUGGCCCUAGCGUGACUUGCAUACAACUGGUUGAACUAGUUUCAAACUGAGCUCUGGAGUCGUUAGUAUGCUCAGCGCUCUCCGCAUGUGUGAGCCGGACUCGUCCAACCGGCUACUCCGUACAGCUUACAGACUGUAGUAGUAUAGUCCACUGUGUGUGUGUGUGUGAAUCAAAGUUGCCUUCUUUGAAUUCAAGAGCAGGCGUCUGUUUGCCGACUGGCGGAGCGACGUGGUCUGACUUGGAGCGUUUCUGUUCACAGCAGACUUGCUGACGGUGCAUUGUCCAUAACGCGUGGCUGCAGAACCGCAAAAGCCUAGAUGUCUUCUCCGAUCGCCGUUGAGAAGAUGGCGGUUCCCGAGGCCGAGGAUCUCCGGAGUCUCGUGGAACCGUUUGGGUUCGAGGAGCGGUUCGACUCGGCGGGGUUCCACCGAUGGUUCCGGGCGCGGUGGUGGUGGAGCGCCGUGUUCUCCGCAGCGUAUGUCCUGCUGGUGUUCGGCGGGAGAAGCCUCAUGAGGCACCGAGAACCGUUCCGGUUACGCCUCCCCCUGGUGCUGUGGAACACCGGACUGGCUGUGUUCAGCAUCCUCGGCGCGCUGCGCACGAACGUGACCUUAGCGCACAUCAUCCUACAGAAGGGUUUCCUGUUCUCAGUCUGCAAACCGCUGCUCCUGACCGGACCUGUAACCGGCUUCUGGGCGGCCGCCUACUCCAUCAGUAAGUCCGUCUGUAUGUUCAAGUGGUACGCGUACUCUGAACUGGCCGGGCCUGUGGGGUAUUUUGUGGCGAUGAACUACACAGUCCAUGCCGUGAUGUACUCGUACUUUGCUGUAAGAGCCGCGGGCUACAGACUGCCGAGGAAGCUCUCCAUGGCCAUCACUGUCUUACAGAGCUCACAAAUGGUGGGAGGACUGCUGAUUGGUGGAUACGCCCAUCUGACGUACCAAUCAGGGGAGGCCUGCCAUUGGUCGGAUUUCGCGUCCCUCCUCUGCGUCGCCAUGUACGGCAGCUACCUGGUGCUCUUCCUGCACUUCUUCGCGAAGUCUUACGUCUCCAAGACUCCAAGGCCUAAGAAAGAUUGAUGUCUUCUUCGUCAUGUGCACUCAAGAACCCACUUCUCAAGUGACUUCUUUCAGUCGUGCGCCUUGCCUUCAAGGCCGUCAGUACAACACCCAAGAAUCUUUUGUCUCCAAGACUCGAAGAUCCAAGAAGGAGUGAUUUCCUUUUCUCAAGUCUCCGUUUUCAAGACUCAAAGACCCAAAGCCACACGGUCCAAAAAGCUUAAGAAUGCGUUAUCAAGUAAAAACUGAAAUUCAGUUUCAGUCCAUGUGAUUUUGCACAUGCGUAUAAUUCUAAGCCAUCCAGAAAGCUCAGUGAAUAUUUUCAUCAUGUUCGUAAAAAAAAGAAACUGAAUAAAAAAUGGUUGAACAGGUUGCCUCUUUAUUAAUCCAGAAAGCUAGUUUUACUUUAAUCAAUUCAGUUUAACUCACCUGAAUAUUUUGAUUAGGUGCAUAGCGAUGGUGCCAUUUCCAUUUUU
Messenger RNA from Branchiostoma floridae (Florida lancelet), 1561 nucleotides. RefSeq names its product elongation of very long chain fatty acids protein 6-like. The transcript has 7 exons. Bases 345 to 1106 code for a protein of 253 amino acids. Gene Ontology annotation, molecular function: fatty acid elongase activity. Gene Ontology annotation, biological process: sphingolipid biosynthetic process; fatty acid elongation, monounsaturated fatty acid; very long-chain fatty acid biosynthetic process. Gene Ontology annotation, cellular component: endoplasmic reticulum membrane. Lineage: Eukaryota; Metazoa; Chordata; Leptocardii; Amphioxiformes; Branchiostomatidae. The record is from RefSeq and is a predicted model, not a curated record.